AUGCACGCUCACCCUCCCCUCUAUCUCUCCCCAACAGACAGUGAAAGCACCGCUUUGCUAUCCACCAAAUCAACUCCCUCAGCUGGCUGUGCUGCUGUACUUCCUCCUUCCUCUCCCUUUCCUCUGAUGCCAGUCGUCGAGAAGAGUAGUCGAGAGGGUCGGUUGCAAAAGCGAUCAGGAGAAAAGGAAAAACACCGAGUCUCUCCCUCAAAAAGUGGCGGCGGUGCUGCGAAGCGUCCGCGUCGCUCGCGUUCUGCAUCGUCCUCCUCGGGAUCGUCAUCUUCUGGUUCCAGCUCUUCAGAUUCGCGGAGUAGCUCAACGGGGAGCAGUUCCAGCAGUGGAAGCAGCUCUAGUGGAAGCAGUUCUAGUAGUAGAAGCAGCAGCAGCAGCAGAAGUUCUGCCUCGCCACGUGCUGCUUCGCAAAAGCGGAGUAGGCCUUCGGAUAGCAGAACAAAGAGAAAGGAGACCGUUCCAGUCAAGUCUAGAGACGAGAAGGAGGCGCUAAGGAAGGGAUCUCCCUCCUCCCAUCCCCGCACCGGAAGGAACGGGCGUGAUGAGAGAACACGUUCUAACAGGCGAUCACCAUCACCACGCUCCAAAGCGAGCAGAACGCGUGUCAGUUCUCGCGGCAAGGAGGAGAAAUACAUUGGUAGAAGGGCCUCACCAUCGCCGCGUCGUGCACCUGAGAAGAAGUCUGUCGGGGGUGGUGACACAAGCAGUGCAACUCGUGCUUCUGAGGAAAAGACUACUUCCCGAAAAAGGUCACAGUCGCCUCGUCGUCUAUCGGAAAAAAAGACGAGUAUCCCUGAAAGCUCGUCGUCUCGUGCUAAGGAUGAUAAACCCCCAGCAUUAACAAAACCCUCUUCGCCUCAUCGUUCUUCGGAGCAGACGAGGCGAGCCGGCGAGGAGAAGUUGACGACGACCACAGCUGACACCAAGCCACCGGCAGCGAAAUCUGCUACCGAAGAGCCGUCCAAGAAGAUCUCCACAGAGGCUGUGGAACAAAAGGAGACGACUCAGACGACUGUCAACAAGACAGGGAAGCUGGAGAGUCGGGAAUCAAACGUUAUCAGUGAGAAGCAACCACAGCAACAUCAUGAUGGAGAAUUAAGGAAAGAGACUGCGAAGGAAGGGGAGAAAUUGGCAGCUGCUAAGGAGACAAAGAGGGUGGCGGAGGUGGAGACGUCGAGAGAGAGGGAAGAGAGCAAUUCAAAAUUGGCUGGCCUCUCUUUGCCCGAAUUCACUCGUGUAAUGGUUACGAAGCUCUCCAGGAAUGUCACUCAGGCGCACAUCUCGGAGAUCUUCUCAACCUGGGGCCAAGUGAAGGCAGUGGAGAUGCCCUCAGACCAUAUGCACCCCGAGUUCCAUCGGGGCUUCGCUUACAUAGACUUCACCAGCCCGCAGGCAGCCUCUGACGCAGUGAAUUACAUGAACGGGGGCCAGAUCGACGGCCAGGAGGUGAACGUAACCGAGGUUCUGCCACCGCCGUCAACCCAGCAUACCACUUCACGCUCGGGCAGACAACUCUCGCCUCUCGGCUCUCGCGACACCAGGCGCCGUCACCAUCAGACCUCCCCUCCAACAAGUCGGCGUUCCGGUCACGAGGAUGCAGUGCUGCGCUCACGCGACGGUGGCGGUGGUGAUCGCCAUCAUCGUGGUGACGAUGGUGAUCGCACGCGUCGCCAACGCGGCCAUUCGCCCUCACCACCCCCGCGCUCCUCCCGCGCCACCGCCGGCAGCCCAUUCUCUUCUCGCCCUGCUGCUGCUACCGGUCGCGGCGGUGGCGGCGGUGGUAGCAACCGUUCUCCACCCGGCGCUGCUGCCUCCUCACGCUAUCGUCGGCCCAGCCCGCCGGCGAGACGUGAGAGACGCUCAAGAAGUCCGUUGACUUCAAACACACGACCUAUCAAUACAGCGUCUCGAAGUGGUGGCGGUGGUGGUGGUGAUGGAAAGCCAAGCGACAGUGGAGUGGGUGAUUCCGCUCCAAAAGAAUCGACUGGAAAGCAGUCGCAGCGUGCGCCGAGCCGUGGGAAGCAACCGGUCAGUGGUGGAGCCUCUCGAAAGCGCUUCCCCUCCUCUAGCUCCUCUUCGUCUUCCUCCACCUCCUCUUCGUCGUCGUCUUCAGCAGAAAGCAGUUCAAGAUCGUCUUCAUCAUCCAGCUCGGCAUCCUCUUCGUCACGUCGUCGUCGUCGUCAUCGGCCACGCCCUCGAUCGCCAUCAGUAAUCAAGUGUGGUGCACGGCUGUACAGUGACGCCGGCGAAGCCAAUGGCACCUCUGCGUUUCGGUCAGGGAAGACUACUUGCCCCCGCACGUGUGUUUAA
Molecule: messenger RNA, 2322 nt
Organism: Echinococcus granulosus
Lineage: Eukaryota; Metazoa; Platyhelminthes; Cestoda; Cyclophyllidea; Taeniidae
Product: RNA-binding protein with serine-rich domain
Exons: 12
Coding region: 1-2322 (773 amino acids)
Biological process (GO): mRNA splicing, via spliceosome
Cellular component (GO): nucleoplasm; ASAP complex; cytoplasm
Molecular function (GO): RNA binding
Source: RefSeq, a predicted model, not a curated record